AGUUUCUUAUAAAGUCUUACCACAGAGACGUCAGGGUCAUUUUCAACAAGCUGCGCUUCCUUUACUGAUUGUUUAGUUGGAGUAAGAUGGACUGGGUUUAUUUGCUGACUCUGGCUGCUCUUCUUUACCAGGACUCUCAUGGGCAGUUAGAUGUGUGUGGCACCACUGGGAUUAACAGCAGGAUAGUAGGAGGUCAUGAUGCCGCAGCAGAGAGCUGGCCCUGGCAGGCGAGUCUGCAUCUGUUCGGAGGGCACUUGUGCGGAGGUUCCCUCAUCAAUAAAGAAUGGGUGCUGUCUGCAGCACACUGCUUCUACUCAGGAUCCAAUGCAGCAAGCUGGACUGUGUUUCUGGGACGUCAAAGUCAAGAAGGCGUGAACCCAAAUGAGGUCUCCAGACGAGUCUCUGUGAUAAUCCUGCACCCUGACUACGACUCCUACACGGAAGAUAACGAUAUCGCUCUACUCAAACUGAGCAGCCCGGUCAACUUCACCAGAUACAUCCGACCAGUGUGCCUGGCAUCAGAUAGCAGUGUUUUUCACAGCGGGACAGAGAGCUGGGUCACUGGAUGGGGAGACGUGGCAUUUGGUGUGCCUCUUCCGUCUCCACAGACUUUACAGGAGGUGGAGGUUCCAGUUGUGGGAAACAGGCAGUGUAACUGUUUUUACGGUGUUGGAACAAUCACAAACAACAUGAUAUGCGCUGGUUUACUGGAAGGAGGAAGAGACUCAUGUCAGGGAGACUCGGGAGGUCCGAUGGUGAGCAGGCAGGGCUCGGUGUGGGUUCAGGCCGGUGUGGUGAGUUUCGGCUAUGAUUGUGCUCAGCCUGAGUUUCCUGGAGUUUACACCAGAGUGUCCCGCUACCAAACCUGGAUCAGCUCUCUGAUCACCAGCGACCCUCCAGGAUUCAUCCAGUUCCAGUCCAGUGGAGUCGACCCUGACAGAUCAUACACCUGCCCUGGCCUGCCGCCACCAGUGACUGACACCCCGGAAAUCUCCACAGUGGCUCCAGCCACGGAGAACCAGUCAUCUACUGUUUGUGGUAGUGUCCCGCUCCUGUCCAGGAUAGUAGGAGGUCAGGACGCCCCCGCUGGACGCUGGCCAUGGCAGGCGAGCCUACACUGGAACAGAUUUCAUGCUUGUGGGGGUUCUCUUAUUAACAGGGAAUGGGUUCUGUCUGCAGCUCACUGUUUCUUCAGCUCCAGUACAUCUGAGUGGACUGUGUAUCUCGGUCGGCAGAGUCAGGAGGACGACAACCCCAACGAAUUGUUCAGAAGUGUGGAUGUGAUCAUCACACAUCCUGAUUACGACUUUAACGCUGCCGAGAAUGAUAACGAUAUGGCUCUGCUGAAGCUGAGUGCUCCGGUUAUCUUCACUGACUACAUCCGGCCGGUGUGUCUGGCAGCAGACAGCAGUGUUUUCCACACGGGAACAGACAGCUGGGUCACCGGCUGGGGGGACGUUCGGGAAGACGUGCCGCUUCCCUCUCCUCAGACUCUACAGGAAGUGGAAGUGCCUGUAGUGGGAAACAGACAGUGCCGCUGCCUCUACAGGAACACUGCAGCCGUCACUGAUAACAUGAUCUGCGCCGGCCUGCUGGAGGGAGGCAGAGACUCCUGUCAGCGAGACUCGGGAGGUCCGAUGGUGAGCAGGCAGGGCUCGGUGUGGGUUCAGGCCGGUGUGGUGAGUUUCGGCUAUGGUUGUGCUCAGCCUGGGUUUCCUGGAGUUUACACCAGAGUGUCCCGCUACCAAACCUGGAUCAGCUCUCUGAUCACCAGCGACCCUCCAGGAUUCAUCCAGUUCCAGUCCAGUGGAGUCGACCCUGACAGAUCAUACACCUGCAGCACCAGCGCCCCACCGAGGUCCAGCUCCGUCUCCCAGCAGCACGGGUGUGGAGAGGCCCCUGGAGGAGGAGGGGUGUGGCCCUGGAUGGUCAGCCUGCAGUGGAACGGGUUACACAUGUGCACCGCCUCGCUGCUGAGCGCCGAUUUCAUCAUGACCACCGCAUCCUGCCUUUCAGAUUUUUCCCAGAAUGCCAGUGGCUGGAGAGUGUCUUUAGGCUAUCAGUCUAACAGAAACAGCUCAGAUCCUUUCCUGCUCUCUGUGGCUGUGAUAAAUAUCACCCUCAGUAACCUGAACCACGGGCUGAACAUCUCCGUGCUGCAGCUGGAGGAGGCGGUGGAGUUCAGUGAUCUCGUCCAGCCUGUGUGUUUGGACCUGGAUAACCGGAGGAGCUUUCCCCCCGGGUUAACCUGCUUAUUCACCGGCUAUAAAAAUAACAAUUCUACAGGUUUAGUGCUGGAGGAGCAGCAGGUGACAGUAAUGGACUGUGGUAGAAACCUCUCCUCAUCUGAGUCCAUCUGCACUGGAUCUCUGUCUCCUAAACAGGAUGGUGUAGGAGGGGUGUUAGCGUGUGUAUCAGGUGUGUCCUGGUUUCAGGUGGGUGUGAUGAUGUUGGAUUAUGGAGAUUCAGGACUGCAGGUUUUCUCCAGGGUCUCUCAGUUUGGGAAUUUCCUCCAGAGAACUGUCCCUGAUCUUCCUCAGCCGCCCACCGUCGCCCCCUUACCCUCCAACCACGAGACCCCCCCAUCAGCGGGGGCUCCGCUAGCUCCCAUAUCCUGUUACAGAAAUGCUAUUGUCUUUACUGUCUUAGUAUUGUUAUUAUUAUCAUAAAAACUGUGACAUGGGCGAAACUGUGAACCCUGAUCUCACCAACCGAGUUUUUAUAUCAUCUGUAACAUUAUUAACUAUGAUACUGUUAUAUAAGUCUGUGUUCAGAUAAAGUAAAUCUGAUGAUCUGU
Astyanax mexicanus (Mexican tetra) is the source of this 2797-nucleotide messenger RNA. RefSeq names its product transmembrane protease serine 9. The transcript has 13 exons. NCBI's taxonomy places the organism in Eukaryota, Metazoa, Chordata, Actinopteri, Characiformes, Acestrorhamphidae. Bases 87 to 2669 code for a protein of 860 amino acids. Gene Ontology annotation, biological process: proteolysis. Gene Ontology annotation, molecular function: serine-type endopeptidase activity. The record is from RefSeq and is a predicted model, not a curated record.